GAUCAUAAACUAUUCAAUAGAAUCUAAUAUGAUGAAUGAAUCAAGAAUAUCUUCAAGAGUUAAUCAACGAAAUGGGAAAUUAUGUCAUCAUUUUAAUGAAAUAGAAAAAGAUUAUUCAAUACAUGAUCUAACAGAUGAUGAUGAUGAUGAUGAUACUGCUGCUGCUGCUGCUUGAUGAUGAUGAUGAUGAUGAUCAUAACCAUGAUAGUCAUCAUUCAAUAUCAUAUUCAGAGGAUGAAUCUACUUCGAAAUCAAUCUAUACAAACUCUUCUAGGAAAUCUAAUUUCUCUCAAUUCUUAUUUCAUAAGGCAUUAAAUCUUUCAAAAAAACUUAAAUAUUAUAUCAUGCAUAGUAUUACAUUAUUUCAUGAAGAUUUAUAUGGUUUAUCAUGGUCAGAAGUAAAUGAUCGAUUACAAUCCACUUAUGGAUUAUCUAUUAAUACCAAUAUGAAUAUCUCAUCUAAGAAUGAUAGAACAUUACGUCAUUUUAGUACAUCUAUAUUACCAAAUGAUUGUACUACUACCAAUACUACUAAUACUAAUACUACCCCUGUGAAUAGAAUGCCACGUAGAUAUUCAGAAAGACAUUCAUUACAGAAACAUUCAAGACUUUAUCAAUUAGAUAAACCAUAUUAUAUACAAUGUAAAUUCAUUGAAUCAAAUAUAACUCUAUAUAAUAAUAAUAAUACAAUAGGUACUACAAACAAUCCAAUGUAUAUGGAUUAUGAUUUAAAAAAGAAUAAUUUGCCAAAAAAUCAAUAUCCAAUCGAUAAAAUCAAUAAACAAUUCAUCAUUAAUGAUCAUGAUCCAUUAUUCAUGAAUCAUUGUUGUCAUAGUAACAAUCAUGAUUUAAAUUUAUUAACAUUUAAAAAGAAUGAUAAACAUAGAAUUGAAUAUAAAGAUGUAAAACAAAUAGAAACAACAAUUAAUGUAUUAAAUGAUCAUCAUCAUUAUCAUUAUCAUCAUCAUAGAGAUUAUCAACCAUUAAAGGAUAUAAAACAUUGGUUGAUACAUUUAAAAGAAAGACAACGAAAAACUUCCAUGGAAUUAAAAGUACUAAGUAAUGAUAAUAAUACUAAUAGACGAAUUCAUAAAUCCCUAUCUCAUUGAUCGAUGUUCUAUGUAAAACCAUGAUGAUGAUGAUGAUUCGCAUGAUUCGGAUGACGAUGAUGAUGAUGAUGGUCAAACUCAUCUGAAUAUAUUGUACAGUGAUCUUCCGUGAUAUUUGUUCAUAUGAAAUAAAAGAUCUUUGAUAUAUA
This is a messenger RNA of Schistosoma curassoni, 1258 nucleotides long. NCBI's taxonomy places the organism in Eukaryota, Metazoa, Platyhelminthes, Trematoda, Strigeidida, Schistosomatidae. The record is from the annotation of a GenBank genome assembly.